GAAAAAAUUAAUAAUUGAAGAGAGAAAGACGUUCUUUGUAAAAGUACUAGCAAUGUGAAUAAUAAAUAUUAAGUUUCGAUAGCUGUUAAGGGUAAUAGUGAAUAAAAAAAUUUAAGAAUAUUAUUUUAAAAAAGAAGAAGAGUAGAAAGUGUCUGCAUAUUGGAAAAAAAUUACAGACAAUUUUUAUGCAAAAGAUUUUUGCUCAUGUUCAAAUACAUGUGUUCGUGUGUGUAUUCAUAUGAAAAAUCAAACAUACAGAUAUAUAGAAUACAGUUUAUUUAAUUGAAAAAUAGAUCUUAGAAUAUAUAAACUCCUUUCAUUAAAAUUCGUGAAUUGCUGAAAAAACUUUUAGCUUCGUAUUCCAUUCGUUGACUUUUUUAUUGCUUUAUAUGCUUUAUUUUUUAUAUGCUUGCAAAAAAAGGAAAAAAAGAGAAUUCGGUUAACUCCCAGUUUAAUUGCAUGAGUGUGGGUGAGUGUAAAAAGAAAAUUAUGUAUUAAAAACAGGAUCAGACAACAAGGCUUAAGAACCUCACGUCUAUGUGAUAAAAAAUAUUUUAUGUUUUUUUUUUUUGCGGUUCGUCCAAGAGCAAUAAUAACGUUAAUAAUAUAGUAAUACGACGUUAAUGAAAAGGCAUGUGUUUGAAACACCAUGCCAUCGCUACUAACAAAACGACGUUUGCAAUGUCUACCAAAAAAUCAUCAAAUUCCAACCGUCCAAUUUUCUAAGAGGAAUACGACGUUCUUACGAAAACAAAGAAAUUUACGAUUAUUACACAUAGUAGCAACGAAAAUUUUAUAGUAAAGAAUUGAAAGUUCGCGCACAGCAGUAAAAUCAUCAGAUAGCCUGGAUAAUAUUAUAUAUAUAUGUAUACUAUUUUAAUAGCAUAUGUACAUACGUUCCUAUGGCAACAACAUUAGAUUUUGAAGAUGAAGGUGGAGAUGACACCUCGAGUGUUACAAUAUGCAGUACAUCCAGCAUUCAUCCUCAAACCAUGCAUUAUAAUAAUCGUAAAUUGGAAGCAAACGCCAGCAGCUGUAAUAAUUGCUGUGCUGCCAUCAUCGACCAUCAUCACCGCCAUAACCCCCACGACAUAAACAAUGAAGCCGCCAUUGAGAAAACCACCGCUGAAAGUCAACAUAAAGAUCGCAGUAUGGAUGACGAUUGCAAUGAAAAUAUGGGGUGCGGCUCAACUAUAGACAAUGUAGGCUUAGUGAAUCAAAUAGAAACGGCGGCAACAAUUGUUGCUAUGAAGACAGCAUCGCAACGACACCAACCACCACAUCUUCAGCAACAUGUCGUUUUUACACAGCCGGAAGCGCAAAUUGCCUCCAACGCUUUAUCGGUUAAUAAAAAUUUGCUGUUGUGUCGCCGUUUUAAGGAUUCGGGCGAUACAUUGCGCAAUUUUAACUCGCUGCCAUUAUUUGUUUACGCUACAUCACCUUCUACGCAUGCCAUUUCAGCGGAUGGUGUGGGUGUUGCUAAAGUUGCUGUUAAAGCAGCUGAGGAAGCUGCCAAGGUCGAUGGUAAUGAUUUGGCUCAACACGGCAAUAACAUUAAUUUUACUUAUCUUGCCAAUAAUUUCGAUGGCAAUAUAUUGAGGAAUCCUAUGGACUGUAUACCAUUGGCUGUGGGUGGAGGCUCUCAUCAUCCGCAUUUAAUGGCUUCCAGUAAUACCGUUAAUGUUACUGUAGCUUCUGCGGCUUUAGCAGCUGGCUCCGGCUAUUCACACCAUCCAAAUUUGAACGCGAACCCUCUUCAUCAGCAUCAUCAUCAUCAUCUUUUAAGUCAUAAUACAGCAUAUGCCAAUAGUUACGCCAUUCAUCAUGGUGUUGGCAAUGGCAAUCAUCAUCAUAUACAUAGCGAACAAACCAAAUCGUUGCAAGAAUUGCAACACGAAGUGGGCGCGCUAUUGGAAUUUCGCGAUCUAGUGAUUGAAACAUUUCCUGAUCUCAAACAGAAAAUGGCAUCUAUGUCCUCGGCAGCUUCGACCACCUCAAAUACGGGUGGCCUAACAAACGGUGGCCAAUCUGUGGGGAGUGUAAUAAGCGCCGCCGGUUCAACAGCUACCUUAACUAGUGGAGGCACGUUAGUGUCGAGACGUGAAUGGGAGCCCGGCAUUCGUAUAAAGCGUAAGAUAUCCCAAAAGGAAACAAGUCAACCCGCCGCUACAGAGCUAUCCUCAUCGUCGUUGACAAGGAGUCGCAGUAAUUCACAUAGCGGUAAAAAGGAACCAAAGAGUAGUAGUGGUGGCGGUAGCAGCGCUAACGGUGGUGGAAGUGGCGAAAACAAUAACGGCAGUGUAAUACAAGACUCAGGUUUCUCUACAGAGACCAGUUCAUCGAAAGAGGGCCAUAGUGCCUCUUCAACGAAUGGUGCUUCAACAGGCGCCAUAGCUUCAAAUCGCUUGUCAUGUCCGGAAUCCGAUGAUGAAUUGCUGAAUCUGCUCGACGUCAUACAUCGUAAAUCAAAUCGUUUACGUGACGAGGUCGAACACUUGCAGAAUUAUGAACGCCAGCAAUUGCGCCAGCAAUCCACUUGUAGUAGUGAAGAUCAGCUGGAUAUGAACGAAGGAGCAGCGGGUAUUUCCAAAUCUAGUAGUAGUAGUGCCAAUACAGCUUUGACACCAAAAACUUUUCGAGAGCAUGUUGAACGCCUCAGCAAAGAGGAUAUUAAACAAUUGCGUAGAGAGCGUGAUCGUUUGCUUGACAAAUUGGCUGAAAUGGAAGCUGAGACUUUAACCGGUCGUAUUAAAGCGGCUAAAAUGAACGAUCAAGUCGAAGAGUUGAUUAAUGUGAAAAAGGAACUAGAAGAACAACUAAAACUGGCCAUGGCUCAGAAGUUGGAGUUAAGCUCGAGAAUACAGCAAUUGCAGCAACAACAACAAAGCAAAACUCCUCUAAGAUUAAAUCAUCAAGACCGAUCCAGUCAAAUUAUUGGGUUAUGCGCCUCUGCUAACACAGUGGUCUCUACCGUUAGUACGAUACCCACACAACCACAAACGGAUUUUGUGCGUGCAAGACAACAAAAUACAUUCCAACCUCUUGUGGUAGAUAAUCAACAACAACAACAACAAAUGCUUCCUUUUCCCUCCUCUACCGAGAAUAGUCAUCAAAAUUUGAUUCCAUUCCAUCAAAGCAGUGAUACCACAACAAAACGUAAUCAACAACAACCUCAGCAAUUCUCUGUGGAUCAGUUAGGGCGUCUUGAUGGUAUAAUUAGCACCACGGGAUCGCGGGCUAACAAAUGUCGUGUCACCGAUUCCAAACGAUUUGCUGCUAUAUUAUUGGAGACUAGUGUGAUAGAACUGCAAAGGCAACUAUUAACCUUAACUGUUCAGAAUCAAGUUUUAACGCAAAAGUUAGAACAAGCCUCCAAAUCAAAGAGUCAUUUAGUGAAAAGGCUAGAUAAGACAAAAGAUGAUGUAGAGGAUUUAAGAUUUCAGUUGGAGGAAAAGAAUAUUGAGUUAGAAGGUACUAAGGCUCAACUACGUGUGCUCGAAUCUCGAUUGCAUUCAACAACACCGAACAGCGGUGCUGGUACUAAUUCCUAUUUACAUUCGCAUCAAGAUUAUGAGACAAAUCGAUCUUCGGCCUCUACAACUUUGAUGAUGAGCAGGCGAGACGGCAGUGAGAUCCGCUCACAAACGCCUUUAACAUCGAGUUGCGGGCAAAUGCCGCAACCAGCUGCUACACAAAUUUCCACACCCAGCAUGAAGGCUAUGGUUCCUUUACCAAUGGACGAGCUGCAGCAUAACAGUAGUAGCACAGAAUCCGCCCACGAUCAUGAAUUGCAACUAGACGCGAACAAUAAAAGCAUUCAACGUGAUUCUGGCGGUUCAGGUAUUUUAAGCAUUAGUGUGGGUGGAAUUAGUCCGUUCGAAAAGCAACAGCAACAGCAUCAGCAACAAGAGCAAAAGCAGCAGCAUCAACAGCAAAUUACUGCCUUGAGAAAUCAAGUGCAAGCUUUAAAAAAAUUUAGCGGGGCAACCACAAAACCCAGUAAAAUACCAUUGCCUGGCAGCAAAGCAGCCGCCUAUUUUGCAGGUAAACCUCCAACCGGGAGACCGUCAACUGCUGGACGCUCACCACCAUCAGUGAACUCAUCAACCUCGUCGAAUCGCUCGCCCUUGAGUCGGAGCACUGGCAAUUUGUUGUAUUCGAAAUCACCCAACAGUCUAAAAAGAACUGAUUCUGCACAAAGUAUACGUAAAGAUAACAAUCAUAACUCAUCGUCUUUGAGUACCAAUACCAGUCGCAGUUCCACCUCUUCGUCCAUACCAUUGGCUACUACGCCAUACGGUUCGACACCAAAAUCUACGAUAUCAUAUAAUACAAAUAACAACAACAACAAUAACAGUCCGUCCUCGAGGGUUUUGCAAAACUCUCCUUUACCCAAACCCAAACGAGAAUCGCUAUCAACACGAGUGAAACACAUGGAUUCUUUGUCGCGUGCUUAUAACCAUCUACAACAGAACCAUUCAAAUAAUAAUGAUGGCAAUACAGGCACGACUGUGGUGGCGAUUAGUACCACACCUAGUGGGAGUGAUAAAGCUGCCAGUAGUUGUGUUAGUAGCACACCCAAAACUAAAACAGUAACAUCACAACUUACCUCGUCAUUGCGAAAGGAUCUCCAAUUAAGCUCGAGCAGUUUCUCCCAUGGCUCUCAAGCAUUUCCACGCCGAGCCACUGGUGGAAUAACCUUUAACAAUACCAACCCCACUACCACAAGACGCUUUAGUAGUGCCUCCGUGGUGGGAGCCCGUAUGGCAGCCGCACGUCAGGCUGAAACCGAUUUGCAAAACAGUAGCAAUGUAAACGGCAGCAGUAGUGCAAACACUGCAGCUGGUGCUCAAGCUUCCUCCUCAUCAAGUGGCCACGGUGCGAGCGGUGGUGGUGGUAAUGGUACAGCCAGCGAUAGUGACAGUGGCAAGAAUUUCUCAUUUGAUAGAAAUUACGGUUAUUUGGAAAGAGACGAAAAUCCUUUCGAAAAAUCCGGAUUAAAUAAAUAUUUCGAGAAAGAUAUACUGAAUCUAACAACAGUCGAAAAUAAGGAUUAUCAGUCGGAAUUCAAAUCCAAUAAAAUCACAUUGAGUCAAUAUUUUGAAAAGGAACUUGUCGACAACUCUGGCAGUCUUAAAGUAACGGACGAACGUUAUAUAAAAAAAUAUAAUCCAGACGAGUCGUUAUCACUCAAUGAAGAUAUCGAAUGCGACAAAGGAAGCGAUGAAUUAGAUUUUUAUACAUCAUAUGCUUCAUAUAUGAAUUCAUCAGAUCCUGGCAGUGAUACGGUUUUGGUAACAUUUGAUUAUGGUUUCAGCGAUUCGUUGGAUGAUGAUAAUCACAUAAAAAUGAAUUGCACUCCCUUUAGGAAUAAUUGCAGUACAUUAGAAAAGGAAGAGAAGUCCACUGAAAUGAUUAAAGAUCAUAGACGCAUGUACAGGAUAAGAGAAGAAAAUUUUAUUAUAAACGAUGAGAAAUCGACAUAUUAUGAAAAUGAUUUAUUUAAAGUCAAUCAUAUGCGUUAUAAUUAUGAAGAAGUAAAUAAUUCAAUUUUGUCUUCCUUGGAAGAGUACAACGUCGAUACUUCUGGUGACUAUGGAUCUUGGCAACAAUCCGAAGAUGACUCUACUAGUAAUCGUAGUUUUUAUAAAUACAAUUAUGAAGAUUUAAUUAGGCGGGAAAUUUGUGAAAAGACGGAAGACGGAAACGAACAUUUUUACUAUAAUAGUUUGGAUUAUUUGAAUUAGUUUAAGUUUUAUUAUAUAUAUAUAUAUAUAUAUAUAUAUGUAUAUAUAUGUAGAUAUUAAUUUACGUAUUUAUGCAAUGUAUAUAAUUACUAUAAACUUUAGUCACAGGUUUCGUUUGUGAAGCUUCACCUUCAUUAUACAGUUAUUUAUUAGUCAUUGAAGUAGAUAAGUAGAAAAUUGUAAACAACAACAACAACAACAACAUCUUCCUUUCAAACUUUUAACAAUAGUUCCUUAUAAUUACAGUUCUUUAAAAACACUGUGGCAGCAGUGAUAUAUAUAGUAUAUAUAUGUAUAUUAAAAAAAAGAGCGAUGUUUUAAUAAUGAGCCGACUAAAUUUCGUACAAUUGUAUAACUGCUCAAGGCGUGAGCAAAAAAGAUAUUGCAUUAAAAGAAUAUUCUUCAAACUUGCGAAUAAAAGCUUAAUUAAUAUUAAAUAAAGAAAGCAUCAGAAGAUCCGUAAAGACUAAGCUUCGAAUCAUUUAUUCCCGUAAUUUUAUUGGAAUGCAUUUAUAUCACUAAUUGAUAAUCCCUCUAUGCUUUUGCGAACUUCUUCGCUUUUAUUGAUUUCAAAUCAUUCCCAAUCUUUGAAAUUUCUUACUAAAACUAAUCAACUGUCAACAAGAUUUAAUGAAAAUUUACAAAACAAAUCAACUAUAAUAUGAAAUGAAAUUUAUUUGUAGUACGUCUGCUCUCUCUCUCUCGCUCUCUCUCCGCCUUUCAAUAUGGAAGGCAGGGAAGGAAAAACCAAAUGCCGAAAAAAACAUAAGCUGGUCAAUUUCGGUAGGCGCUAUAGGUAGUAUGGUUGUUCCUAUUGUGAACUUCCUAUUGCUUGAGAACUUACUAAACCUAAUCUAUUUCAUAAAUCGAGCGCAUUUUAUAUAAGACUUGAAUUUCCUAAACUUUCCUGUCAGAGUUUCGUAGCCCAAGUGCGAGUGGCUUUGAAACGGACCAAAACGAUACACGUUACGAAAAGAACGACAUGACCGUUUCAGAAGGACAUUCUUUCUUGUAGACUUCUUUAUGAAAUCAUCCAUCGCCGAAGUUUUUUGAAAAAGUGAUUGAUAUGACGAUGUCUAAGUUGUCGUUAUCAAGUUGUUUGUUUCUUUAUUAAUAAGAAAACUUUACAGUACAGAUUCCUGUCGAUCAAUACAAAAUUCCAAGUGAAUUCUUUUUCCACAUGAAAUGUGUGAAAUCUUCUGGACCACACCCAUUAGUUUGUUUAUAAGAUACACUUACUAAACAUUUCGUCCUAUGAACUUAUGGGGUUGCGUGUUACAUAGGUCGGCGUUAGUGUAACCAAGAAGCGAAAAGCGAUGACAACUUCAUGGCAGGAAUGGUUAGCAAACCAUGCGAAUAAUUUUUAUGAGAUUGUGUGCCCGUUCCUUUCUUUUUCUGUUUGAUAUUGUUUACUUAAGAACUUAUCAUAUUAUUUGCUUGUAUGCGCAUACGUCCCUCGUGCGCAUACUGAUGUAACGUAUGAUGUAACAAAGCAAUCGACGACUGAUGUUUCUUUAAAAUCGUUCUAAGCUGAGUGUUUCCUUUUUAAGUCUUUCUGCAGGCCUCUAAGAGUAUUUGCAUUUUAAUAACGUCUUUUCUAGACAUUUCCUUGAAAGCAUACUUGCAUACCAUUAUUAUACCUGGCUGCGUAAGUGGUCUACGAACUUUUAGGUUUUCUUGCAUAUAUAUAUAUAUAUAUAUAUAUUCCGAUGAUGUUUGAUUUAUGUUAGCGAAAAGUGUUUAACAAUUUUCGUGUUGAUACUCUUCA
This is a messenger RNA of Glossina fuscipes, 7515 nucleotides long. RefSeq lists its product as uncharacterized. The record is from RefSeq and is a predicted model, not a curated record. Bases 903 to 5747 code for a protein of 1614 amino acids. The transcript has 8 exons. NCBI's taxonomy places the organism in Eukaryota, Metazoa, Arthropoda, Insecta, Diptera, Glossinidae.